CUUCCUUCCAGCAUGGCCAAGAGUGCAGAAGUGAAGCUGGCGAUCUUCGGUCGGGCUGGCGUGGGCAAGUCAGCUCUCGUGGUGCGCUUCCUGACCAAGCGGUUCAUCUGGGAGUACGACCCAACGCUGGAGUCGACAUACCGUCACCAAGCUACCAUUGAUGAUGAAGUGGUUUCCAUGGAGAUACUAGACACAGCUGGCCAGGAGGAUGCCAUUCAGAAAGAGGGACACGUGCGAUGGGGCGAGGGCUUCGUGCUGGUUUACGACAUCACGGACAGAGGCAGCUUCGAGGAAAUGCUGCCGCUUAAGAACUUGCUGGACGAGGUCAAAAAGCCCAAAAACGUCACCCUGAUCCUGGUAGGGAACAAAGCAGACUUGGAUCACUCCAGGCAAGUCAGCACGGAGGAAGGUGAAAAGCUGGCCACGGAACUUGCGUGUGCUUUUUACGAGUGCUCAGCCUGCACGGGAGAGGGGAACAUCAUGGAGGCCUUCUACGAGCUGUGCCGCGAGGUGCGGCGCCGCAAGAUGGUCCAGGGCAAGACUCGGAGGAGAAGCUCCACCACCCACGUCAAGCAGGCCAUUAAUAAGAUGCUGACCAAAAUCAGCAGCUAAAGAGAGCUGUCCUAAGCCAGAGAAGUGUUUUAGAGCGUGUUAGCUUGGAGUAGGGAUGGGGCAAGCAGAGUUUAAUGAGAAAUGGUCAAAUCUUUGCAAUGAAGAAAAAAACCACAAAAAGACAAACGCCACCACUUUUUUGAGUAACACGGAAUCAUACUGUUUUCCUGUUUUGAAAUGUAUUUAGCCACACUGCUUCUGACUAAUGUGGGGAAUAAAAAACAACAAACAAACACCAAAUGAACUCCAAAUGACUAGACAGUUGUGGGGAUUGGCAACCAAGAGAGAAUCUUCUGCUUCUACGUGGCUAGCUCCAAUCCCCUGCAAGUCAGUAGUGCCUAAACAUCACUUCCAGCCAGACAGCUGCUCAGUAGCCUUUGGAGAGUAAGAUUCAGCCCUCAGUCCAUCAACA
Agelaius phoeniceus (red-winged blackbird) is the source of this 1024-nucleotide messenger RNA. It is a transcript of the gene RERG, whose product is annotated as RAS like estrogen regulated growth inhibitor. The record is from RefSeq and is a predicted model, not a curated record. Gene Ontology annotation, molecular function: GTPase activity; GTP binding. Lineage: Eukaryota; Metazoa; Chordata; Aves; Passeriformes; Icteridae.